Messenger RNA from Sander lucioperca (pikeperch), 2242 nucleotides. RefSeq lists its product as uncharacterized. Gene Ontology annotation, cellular component: membrane. Lineage: Eukaryota; Metazoa; Chordata; Actinopteri; Perciformes; Percidae. Gene Ontology annotation, biological process: monocarboxylic acid transport; transmembrane transport. Gene Ontology annotation, molecular function: monocarboxylic acid transmembrane transporter activity. The transcript has 7 exons. The record is from RefSeq and is a predicted model, not a curated record. Bases 293 to 1870 code for a protein of 525 amino acids.
UGAGUGACGCCACUGAGUUGGAGGCACUAGGACCCAGCAGCGUGAGGGCUGCUGCUCCCUGCCCACAGCUCUCUGCCUGCCGAUGGUCUUUGUGGACGUGCGGGAAGAAACGCGGCUCCGGUGAUGAAGCUGGAUGAGGGACGGUCACACAUCUCGGCAGCAUCACCCGUUCCUGUUGGGUGUUGGUCCAAUCAGCGCUGAUGCACAUCAUGUGUGACUGUGAAGAUUUCUGAGGGGAGCACAUCAGAUCCUGUCAUUUCUGUCUACCAUUAACACACAGCCCUAGAGCACCAUGGGAGGCGUGGCGGUGGACGUGGACACAGGGGGGGUGAAGGCUCCAGAUGGCGGGUGGGGCUGGGCGGUGCUUGCCGGCUGUUUUGUCAUCACAGGUUUCUCGUACGCUUUCCCUAAAGCGAUCAGUGUCUUUUUCAAAGAGCUGAUCAGGGAGUUUGGGGUGGGAUACAGCGACACUGCCUGGAUCUCCUCCAUCCUGCUGGCCAUGCUCUACGGCACAGGUCCUCUGUGCAGUGUGCUGGUGAACCGCUUUGGCUGUCGCCCAGUGAUGAUGGUGGGUGGCCUCUUUGCCUCUCUGGGAAUGAUCCUGGCCUCCUUCUCCACCAGCAUCAUCCACAUCUACCUCUGUAUAGGGGUCAUUACAGGUUUGGGCUUAGCCCUGAACUUCCAACCAUCUCUCAUUAUGCUCAACCGCUAUUUCAGUGAGAAGCGUCCUCUGGCCAAUGGGCUAUCAGCCGCUGGAAGCCCUGUGGCCCUGUGCUGCCUCUCGCCCCUGGGCCAGCUCCUCCAGGACCACUACGGAUGGAGGGGGGGCUUCCUCAUCCUGGGUGGCAUUCUACUCAACUGUUGUGUGUGCGGGGCGCUAAUGAAGCCUCUGGUUGGCCCCAAGACUCUCAAGGCUAAGGACCUGGAACAGGACAACAAAGACGAAACUCAGAAAAAGAAGAAGCCCAAAGCCAAACUGCUGGACUUCUCUGUGUUCAAAGACUGCGGGUUUGUCAUCUACACCGUGUCGGCGUCCAUCAUGGUGCUGGGGCUGUUUGUGCCUCCAGUGUUUGUCGUGAGCUAUGCUAAAGAGCUGGGGAAUGAGGACACCAAAUCAGCUCUGUUGCUCACUAUCCUGGGCUUCAUUGACAUUUUUGCACGGCCCACGUGUGGUGUGAUUGCUGGGCUGAAAUGGGUGCGGCCUCGUUGCGUCUACCUCCUUAGCUUUGCUAUGCUUUUCAAUGGAAUCACUGACCUGGUCGGGUCACAGGCCAAGGACUACGUCUCGCUGGUGGUCUUCUGCAUCUUCUUCGGCAUCUCCUACGGCAUGGUGGGUGCCCUGCAGUUUGAGGUUCUCAUGGCAAUAGUUGGUACUGAGAAGUUCUCCAGUGCCAUUGGCCUGGUCCUGCUCAUGGAGGCCAUUGCUGUGCUGGUGGGGCCGCCUGGCGCAGGCCGGCUUCUCGAUGCCACCAAGAACUACAUGUGGGUCUUCCUGCUGGCAGGAAGCGAGGUGGUCCUCUCAGCUGUGGUUCUGGCUACUUGUAACUUCCUGUUUAUCAGCAACAAGUCCUCAGCACCAGCAGACAAGCUUGACAACAUCACAGCGACAGACAAUGCCAAUACAGAAUUGUGCAGCAAACCUGCAGAGAUGAAUGAUGAAGAGGAGAAGGGAGAAAGAGAGGAGCUAGAGAAGGAGACAAAGAAGGAAGAGGUAAUAAAUGAGUUAAAGGACGAGGAGGAGACCGACAGAAAGAAAGUAGCGGAGGUCAGGCCAGAAAGUGUAACAGUGGACUCACAGGAAGUGGAAAGGUUCUUAAAAGAGCCACAACCAAAUGGUGACAUGGCCAACAAUCCUGAAACAUGCCUGUGAGCAGUUGGCAAUAAACAUAAAAUUUCUCAAGAGCAAUUUUUGAACACAAUCAAUACAGCUAAAAUUGUACAGUUGUAGAGGAUAUGUGUAGUUGCGGAACUCCAGUAAGUAGGCUGUCGAGACUAUUUUAGUCACUUUAAACAUUGGAUGAAGUGAUUCUUUUCUUUAAUAACAGAUGAUGCUGAACUGAGAACUGAUCCUCCUAGAUAUCUAGCCAGCCGGCUCAUUUUCUGUAACUAGUGAAAGCAUGUUGGGUCGAAUUAGCAAGUUAGCUAAACAACUAUCCAACAAACUAUUAAAAAAGCUACCAAACAAGCUAGGUAACGUUAUAAUCGCUAACAUAGAGGAUUUCAGCGCGAUUUCAUUAGGCGU